AUGGCACCCACCGUUGAAAUCCACUGGGGGAUGUGGAACACCUACCCCGCGUUGACGGUAGGGUUUCCCUUGUUCACGUUAUUGAUGCUCAUCAUAAAUACCGCCACCGGAGGGGCGGUGAACAAAGCCCUCGCUCUUUCGCCCACAGUGGAACCUCUGCUCGACUUGUUGAACCGAUUACUGUUCUUCCAAGUCGUCCACAAAGGGUUCUUCCACUGGGCUCUCAACAUGAUGGGUUUGUUUACCCCUAUGAUGUUGUUUGAACGUACCCACGGUACCGUGUACACAGGGAUCACGCUUAACUUGUUGGCGGUGUUCUGUGGCAUCCCUUACUACUUGUUGGGAAAAGUGUUUUACAAAAACGCCGCCGUGUUGGGUCUGCUGGGGUACGUCUUUUCGUUCUUCACCUACUACUGCUGGCGGGAGUCUCGCGUCAAUCGCGUGGCCCGUCGCUACGUUGUGGGCAGCAAAGAGGUGGAAAUUCCCACCGCUGGGCUCCCCGUUGUGAUCUUGUUAUUGUGGACGGCGAUCUCAUGGGUGUUUGACUUACAAACGUCGUUCCCUGGUCACGCUAUCGCCGUGGUGUUGGGUUACCUUUUGGGUAUGGGACACAUGGCUAAGUUGUACCCUCCGUCGACAGCUAUUUUGUGGAUCGAGUCGAAGGUCAGCAAGGGAAUUGACCAGUUGGCUCCGUUGGUGACUUACUACCGAGAAGAAGUGUCGAGUGGCAACCGUUCCGUCGACUACUCGCCCAUUUUCUCAUUCGACCUCGAAUCCAGCGCCGCGGGACCCGGACAAUUCGUCACCGAAUCGCGGGUGUUGGGGACAUAG
Molecule: messenger RNA, 831 nt
Organism: Diutina rugosa
Lineage: Eukaryota; Fungi; Ascomycota; Pichiomycetes; Serinales; Debaryomycetaceae
Product: putative rhomboid protease
Exons: 1
Coding region: 1-831 (276 amino acids)
Cellular component (GO): membrane
Molecular function (GO): serine-type endopeptidase activity
Source: RefSeq, a predicted model, not a curated record